AUGGUGAAGGAUGGUGUUAUUGAACCUUCAUCUAGUCCAUGGUGUUCACCUGUGGUGCUGGUGAAGAAGAAGGACGACAGCAUGCGAUUUUGUAUUGACUACCGCCGCCUGAACGACGUUACGAAGAAGAGCAGCUAUCCCUUGCCUAGAAUUGAUGACACGCUGGACAUGCUCAGAGGCGUAAAGUGGUUUAGUACGCUGGAUCUGAAAAGUGGCUACUGGCAGGUUGAAAUUGACCCUAAGGACAAGGAGAAAACUGCAUUCUCCACAGGAAAGGGUCUGUGGCAAUUUAAAGUCAUGCCGUUUGGAUUGUGCAAUGCUCCAGCAACGUUUGAAAGAUUAAUGGAGCUUGUACUUACAGGGCUAAUUGGAGAUGCCUGUCUGGUCUACUUGGAUGACAUCAUCAUCAUAGGCCGUACGUUUGAGGAACACCUUCAAAACCUGGAACGCGUGCUCAUGAAGAUCCAGAGUGCCAACCUCAAGUUGAGUCCGAAGAAGUGCUCAAUAUUCAAACGGCAAGUUAGUUUUUUGGGGUAUGUAGUGUCGGAAGAAGGUAUCCGCACGGAUCCAGAGAAAAUUGCUGCUGUCAAGGAGUGGCCGGUCCCAAAAGACAAGAAACAGGUUAGAGCAUUUUUGGGUUUGUGCUCUUAUUAUCGGUGA
Parnassius mnemosyne (clouded apollo) is the source of this 660-nucleotide messenger RNA. The record is from the annotation of a GenBank genome assembly. NCBI's taxonomy places the organism in Eukaryota, Metazoa, Arthropoda, Insecta, Lepidoptera, Papilionidae.